AUGUCAAGAGUAAAAGUUUUAGUUGAUAAUCAACUUGAUUCAGAAUUAGUUACAGCAGGUAAAAGAUUAGUUGUUGUAGAUUUUACAGCAACAUGGUGUGGACCAUGUAAAAUGAUUAGUCCAUAUUUCGAACAAUUAUCAUCAGAAUAUAAAGAUGUUAUUUUCUUAAAAGUUGAUGUUGAUCAGUGUAAAUCAACAACACAAAGUCAAGGUGUUAGAGCAAUGCCAACAUUUAAAUUCUUUAUUGAAAGAAAACAAGUUCAUGAAUUUAGUGGUGCUGAUAAAAAUCAAUUAAAAAGUUCAAUUGAAAGAUUACAACCACAACUUUCAUUUGCAUCACAAGGUAAUGCAUUGGGUGGUGGUGGGGGUGGCAGUGGAAAUAGUCGUCAAGCUUAUUUAGAUAAUUUAGAAAAAAAACAACAAGAACAACAAGCACAAUAUCAACAACAAUAUGGUAAUACUACAACAUCACCAACUGUACCAACACCAAUUACAUCAUCAUCAUCAUCAACAGCAACAAAGAGUAGACCACCAGCAAGAGCAACACAACCAGAUCCAAUUAUGAUGAAAGAUUUAAUAGAUAUGGGUUUUCCAGAGAAUAGAUGUAGAAAAGCAUUGAUUAUGGUAAAUAAUUCAAGUUCUCAAUCUGCAAUGGAUUGGAUUUUUGAAAAUAUGGAUUCUCCAACUAUUGAUGAUCCAUUAGAAGGUGAUACUGGUGCUACUACCACUAAAAGUGAAUCAACAACAACUACAACCCCAUCUACUACAAAUACUGAUGGUAGUACAACUACCACCACAACAACAACAACAACUACAAGUGAACAAAAAGAAUAUCCAACAACUGUUCAUAAUGCAUUAUGUGAUAUGUGUCAAAAUCAAAUCAUAGGUUAUAGAUAUAAAUGUAAGGUUUGCCCAAAUUAUGAUCUUUGUCAAACUUGUAAAGAUACAAAUAAACAUAAUCCAGAACAUGAAUUUGUGGCACAUGAAAAUGAUAUUGAAAACUAUCAAAUGACACCAGAGGAGAAAGCAGAACAAAAGAAAAGAUUAGAAGCAAGAAUUCAAGAGAUUAGAGUAAAGAAAGCCGAAGAAGAGGCUAAAAAAGAGAUUGAAAGAGAGAUUAAUCGUCGUCAAGGUGGUAAAUCAACUCAACAAGCUCUCACCAAAUGGCAAGAGGAUCAAUUAAAGAGAGAACAAGAAAAAGAUAGAAAAGAAAAAGAAGCAGAUCGUAUUGCAAAAGCAAAAAUUAAAGCAAAAGUUGAAGCUGAUCGUCUUGAAAGAGCUGCUAAAAAGAAUGCAACCCUAAAUAACAAUGUUGCCACCACCACCACCACCACCACUACAACUCCAACUCCAGUUCCAGUUUAUGUACCAAAACAAAACUAUACAGAAUCACUCAUUCAAAUUCGUCUUACAGAUGGUACCACCAUUAAAGGUACUUUCCCAUUAUCAACCAAACUAAUUGAUGUUCAUACUUUUAUUUCAAAUAAUACUUCUCAACAUGGUAAAUUCACACUUUCAAGUACUUAUCCAAGAAAAAUUUAUACAAACGAUGAAUUAAAAUCAAUUUCAGUUCAAGAUGCUGGUCUUGUACCAAAUGGUACCCUUCAAGUUCAAAAAUUAUAA
Dictyostelium discoideum AX4 is the source of this 1623-nucleotide messenger RNA. RefSeq names its product ZZ-type zinc finger-containing protein. Lineage: Eukaryota; Evosea; Eumycetozoa; Dictyosteliales; Dictyosteliaceae. The transcript is spliced from 3 exons. Gene Ontology annotation, molecular function: zinc ion binding. The record is from RefSeq and is a predicted model, not a curated record. The coding region runs from base 1 to 1623 and encodes 540 amino acids. Gene Ontology annotation, biological process: cell redox homeostasis.